Molecule: messenger RNA, 1095 nt
Organism: Linum tenue
Lineage: Eukaryota; Viridiplantae; Streptophyta; Magnoliopsida; Malpighiales; Linaceae
Source: the annotation of a GenBank genome assembly
AUGAGCAAAUCCGAUCGCCGUCCUCGCCGCGACGUAGGGUUCCGAUUCCUCCCCACCGACGAGGAGCUCGUAGUGAAUUACCUUCUCAGCAAGUUAAUCGGAGUCCCGCCCCCCUCCGGCGAUUACGUCAACGACUGCAAUCUCUACGGCGACCUCGAGCCAUGGGAGAUCUGGCAGCAGUUCCGAGGCCGCGGCUGCGAAGAAGAAGAACAAGACGAAGAUUCCGCCGAUAACGAUCUCUACUUCGUCACGCCGUUGAAGAAGAGAACAGCAACCGGGAUGAGAAUCGACCGCAGCGUCGGAUCCAACGGCGGGAGCUGGCACGGGGAGGAUUCCGGCAAGGAGGCGCAGACACCCGACGGGCUGGUUUCGUGGACCGUGAAGAGGUUCAGCUACAGGCCCAAGAAGAGCAAAGGCGGGCAGGAGAAGAAUGGGCCUGGGCCGACGACGUCGACUUCGUGGAUCAUGCACGAGUACUGCCUGCUGGACCGGCCCAUUCCCUUUCUUGGGCUGGACUCUGCAUCCGCGACAAGGCUCGCGGUCUGCCGGAUUCGGAAGAAGCCAGAUUCUAGUUCCAAGAAGAGGAAGAACAACAAGGGACCCAAAGUGAUUUUUAUCGAUCUCGAGGGUGAUGAUUACAACGACGUCGUAGAGGCGGAAUCGUCAACAAUAAUCGACAACAAGCGGCAGAAGGUCGAUACGACGUCGUUUCACGCGGAGAGUGAAAGUUGCUUGCCGGAAGUAAAAGAAGACGGCAAUCCCGACGAAGAAGCAGCAGCCACGUACGCAGCAGAGCUUGAGCGUUGCUUGUCGGAAUUAAAUGAAGAUUGCGGCGGCGGAAACGUUAGCGGCGGCGAAGAAGCAGUAUCCUCGUACGCAGCAGAGCUUGAACGGUGCUUGACGGAAGUAGAAGAAGAAGAAGAAAAAGAAGACGAUGGAUCGUGGUUGGAAGCGGAGAUUGAAGGAAGCACGUCGGAAGAAGAGGUGGCCGCCUCGACGACGUCGGAUUUCGAAGCUCUGAUUCAGCAAUACUAUUCGACGAACGUGCCCGGAAAAGUAGCAACGUCGUCGGCAGUCUCGGUCCCUAGCUACUGA